This is a messenger RNA of Amoebophrya sp. A25, 1677 nucleotides long. The record is from the annotation of a GenBank genome assembly. NCBI's taxonomy places the organism in Eukaryota, Dinophyceae, Syndiniales, Amoebophryaceae.
GUAAUCCGAGACGGAGAGAACGUAUCAAUAUCGCGUUACGACCUUGUGGUGGGUGACGUGGUGCGACUCUCCAUAGGCGAUAUCCUUGAAGGCGAUGGGCUAUUCAUCCAGGGAUUUGAUGUUUCGACGGACGAGUCGGCGCUUACAGGUGAGCCAGUCGCCAUCCCCAAGUCGGUCGACGCACCGUGGAUCCUCUCUGGCACCAGCAUCCAGAACGGGCAAGGCACCUACCUCGUCCUCGCGGUCGGGGCGCAGUCUGAAAACGGUCGCAUUCAAUCGGUGAUCCGUGGGCACAAACGCUUUACUGCAAAUCCGACGCUUGAGGAAGAUAGCACAGAUGAUAGUAGAUAAGGCAACUACAACUUCAUUGUUGUUCUUGUUGUUGGGGAGGUUAUCGGAUGCACCAUCUUCAGUAGAGGACUUCACGCGGAUGUUUGUUGUUUUCCUAAAGUUCUAGCAUUACGACAAUUACUUGCAUGGUACGCUCUCUUCCCCAAAGAGACUCUUGGUAAUACUUAAUGGGAGCCACGAGAAGGUAACUGAAGGAGGCGGGCACCAAGUUGAGGCGCCAGCUCUAAUGUGCGAGCAAUCGGAACAAAGGAGCGGACCCAAGCGGAGUGCGUGGGAAGGCCGAGGGUGGUCUAAAAAGUGUUAGUGGAACAACGGGGAGCGAGACGCCGAGCAGGUCAGCAGGUGGCGGGGGCGAGGGUGCGGAUACACGAGACACUGCGGCUUCUGCUAGGUCUUCAGAGCAGCAAGCAGGUGUCACUGCGCCGUCGGGAGGAGACGGAGGUGCCGCUGUGGGAGCCAGCGAUCGCAGUGUUUGCGAAGCAGCGUCAGUACCGCAACAGGAGCACGCGGACGCCAGUUCGGUAAGUGAGUCGAAGACCAACGAGGCACGACAUGAGGAGGUACAGCACUUUGAGGAGGAGGAGGACAGUUUGCUCACUAAGAAGCUGAACGUCGCUGCCACGACAAUAGGUGUUAAAGAAUUACUACUUAGGUAGUUGGUCCAUCUCCAUCAACAUUUGGUUGAUUCUGAGGUGUUUUUCACUCUCUUCUUUGGUGCCACUUGAUAAUUCCGCAAUGGUUCUCUGGAAAUGCUGUACAGCUACCACAGUGGUAGAUUAUUAAUCAAGCCUAUGAUUGUGACUCAUCUUCUCCUAUUUUUGUUAGUUUCUUCUUUCAGUUUCAUCUAAGUAUAAACAUCAUGAGCUACUAUCUAAAAAUCAGGGAAAAUAGCAACUGCUGUGGCAUUAGUGGCUUUCGCCGCUAUGAUCCUUAGGUGGCUGGCGCGAAAAUGGGUGUUCGAUAGUUUGCCUGAUGAUAAAGAUCAUUUUGGCACCGAAUUCGUGCAGUGGUUGAUCACGACUGUAACCAUAAUAGUUGUCGCGGUGCCGGAGGGUUUGCCGCUUGCAGUGACACUAGCACUUUCGCUCUCCGUACACAAGAUUAAGGCGAAAAUUUGUGGAACAAGCCACGACUGUUCGUCGUGACAUUAUUUCGUGUUUCUCAAGGACAAGAAGAGCAUACUCUGCUUUCGUUCUUUUCAAAAGCUGCUAAGAAGAUGCAAAAAGACGCUUGCCUGGUAAAGCACCUUGACGCAACGGAAACUAUGGGCUCAGCAACAUCGAUUUGCACAGACAAAACCGGCGCGCUCACACAGAAUCGCAUGAC